UAUAUAAGGUACUAUUGUAUAUACGUAUGACAUGAUACUUAGUUUAUUAUUAUAUAAUGUAAUAUCAACAUUUUUCUAUUAAAGACUUGAUUCCAAGUUGUAAAUAAAUAUGUAUCAAUUUUUAAUGUCUUAAUACAUGAACAGUAGAAAAUACUGACAUUGUCCGAAGGAACAAAAACUUGAAGAUUUUUGAUCUUCGCUACUUCGAGCGCACAGAAGAACAAUGAGCGAACCUGCUGAUUGGCUAUUUUCUUGCGUUCGAUAAAAACCAAUCAGCAUGUAUAUUCCGUUUUGAGCCUUAUUGGACGCCCAGUCGAAAUUAGUAAGGAGUAAUCAGAGACAGUUCGAAAUCUUCUCAUCGUUUGGAGAACAACACCCCUUAGUGUCGUUGGCAGUUCUUCAUUCGUUCAUUCACUACUCUCACUUGUAAAUAAGUUACCCAAGAUUAAUUCGGCGGGUAACAAGUGCAGUGCUGUGUCAUCGUUAUCGGACACACGUACGCACAGACAUGGAGAAUAUAGCAGGAAAUGAGACUCAACAAAUAGCUCACCAAAUGUCAUCUUUAAUGAAUAUGCCUCCAAAUAACCAUGGAGUACCAGGAAUAGAUCCUCCAAAAACAUUACCUAGUUUAUUAAGUCUGAAAGUAAGUCCACCAAGUGAAUUACAAAAUCAGGCUUCAUCGGAUGAUAAUGGUCGAGAUGCAGAUAGUGAUUCCAUGAAACUACCAGCAGCUUUAGAACAAGCUCUAGCUUUUAAAACUGAAAGAGCUAAAGAAGUAGGAGCAGAUCCAAAUGAUAUAGUUUCAUUAGGAAAGUCACCAAAUCAUGAAACUAUAGGAGAAGAUGUAUCUCAGUUAGAUGAUGUUAUACUUGAACCAGAAACAACAACAGAGAAAAUAGAUGUGAAGACCAAUAAGACCAAAAAGAAGAAAAAGAAAAAGAGGAAGAAACACAAUGGAAAGGAGAUGGAAAAUAAAAAGGACAAUGCAGAAAAUGCAAAACCAAAAGAAGAUUUGCCAGAAAUUGAAUAUAUUCAAGAAAUUCCAACUGUUAAUGAUUUAGAACCAAUGUAUCGUCAAUUUGCCAGAAUAUUUGAGGCAUUCAAACUAACUGAACCUGAACCAAAAUCUACAGAGGCAGAAAAGGGAGAACCAAUAGGACAGUAUCCACCAGUGACAACAUUACAAACAACAGGUACUGUACCAAGUAAAGUACCACCAUUGGAUGAUUUUGAUGAUGAUGCAAAUCAACAGCAACAACAGCAAGGAACUGGAGAGAAUGGAGCUCCGCGACUAUCCAAGAGGAAACUGAAGAGGCUAACGCGUUUGAGUGUUGCAGAAUUAAAACAACUUGUAGGACGACCAGAUGUUGUAGAAAUGCAUGAUGUUACUGCAAGGGACCCAAAACUUCUUGUACAACUAAAAGCCCACCGUAACACAGUGCCUGUACCCAGACACUGGUGUUUCAAAAGGAAAUAUUUACAAGGGAAACGUGGUAUAGAAAAGCCUCCUUUUGACUUACCAGAUUUUAUAAAACGCACAGGUAUUACAGAAAUGAGGGCAAGUCUUCAAGAACGAGAUGAUACACGUACGUUAAAGGCUAAAAUGCGAGAAAGAGCAAGACCUAAGCUUGGCAAAAUAGACAUUGACUAUCAGAAAUUACAUGAUGCAUUCUUUAAAUGGCAAACUAAACCUCGUAUGACUAUUCAUGGUGAUUUAUAUUAUGAGGGUAAAGAAUUCGAAACUAGAUUAAAGGAAAAGAAACCUGGAGAACUGUCUGAUGAAUUACGUACUGCCCUUGGCAUGCCAGUAGGGCCUAAUUGUCAUAAAGUACCACCUCCAUGGUUAAUUGCUAUGCAGCGGUAUGGACCACCACCAAGUUAUCCCAACUUAAAGAUACCUGGUUUAAAUGCACCAAUUCCGGAAGGAUGUGCAUUUGGUUAUCAUGCUGGUGGUUGGGGAAAGCCUCCCGUAGAUGAAACAGGUAGACCUUUGUAUGGAGAUGUAUUUGGUAUAUCUCGUACACCAGGUGGAGAUAAUAUGGAUGAAGAAAUAGAUAGAGGUAUGUGGGGUGAACCCGAAUCAGAAUCUUCCGGAGAUGAAGAUGAAGAUGAAGAUGCAGAGGAAGGUGGAGAAGGUGAAGGAGAAGGAAAAGAUGGAGAUGGAGAUGCAAGUGGUUUAGUUACACCCGGUGCAGAAGGAUUAAUAACACCUAGUGGAAUAACAUCAAUUCCGGCGGGAUUAGAAACUCCAGAAACAAUAGAAUUAAGGAAAAAGAAAAUUGAAAGCGAAAUGGAAGGAGGUGAUACUCCUGCUUUGUACACAGUUUUGCAAGAAAGACGAACAGAAGGUCUUGGAGCAAGCAUGAUGGGUAGUACGCAUGUAUAUGAUAUGACUGGUGCAGCAGGAGGUCAAGCGCCACCAUCUGUAAUUGCCGCACGACGUGGAGUAAGUGGAACAACAUCAGAUGGAAGAACGGAGAAAGACGGAGCUGUUGAAUUAGCUUUAGAUCCAAGCGAAUUAGAUUUAGACUCUGAAGCAAUGGCAUCACGGUACGAAGAAACAAUGAGGUCGCGACAAGCUCAUUUAAGGAGAGAAGAUUUAUCAGACAUGCUUCAAGAUCAUGUACAACGACAAAAAAGUAAACGCAAACGGCAACAAAGUCAAGAUUCGAAAGCCUCCAAGAAAUACAAAGAAUUCAAAUUUUAAGCAUAAUUAAUUAAAUAACAUAUUAUAUAAAAACAAAAAUUACUUAUUUAAAAAAUAUAGGAAUUAAAUAUAGCGUCAGGACUUCUUGAAUAAUUGAUUAUUACCCUUAAAUAAUUAUACAUGAUUUAGUAUUAUUGCUACUAGGGUAUCCAAUUUUAUAUAUUUAUAUUUCAAUUAUCUUCUUACAGAAUGAAAUUUUUAAGUAGAACAUAUUAGAAAUAUAUUAAUUUCUUUCAAAAGAAAAACAAAAAUAUAUCAAUUUUUAUUACAUCAAAUAAGAACAAUUAUAUUUGCUUGAUCACUUUAUUAUAAAUAAAUCGUUGAUUUCAUAUACAUAUUUUAUAUUUUUUAUACAAUAUGAUCUUUUUUUAAAUUAAUAUAAAAUUUAUGUUUAUUUGGAGAGAACGCUAUUAAAGGAUAUGAAAGAUAAUGCAAUAAUACUAUAAGGCAUGGAAGGAAAAUUGCAAUUGUGAAUCUACUUAUAGCGCUACCAAUAUCUAGCCAACUUCCUUGAGGAGUAACAUAAUACAUGAGUGGUAAAGAUAAGCAGUCUCCCAGUAAAAGCACUCC
Molecule: messenger RNA, 3277 nt
Organism: Bombus terrestris (buff-tailed bumblebee)
Lineage: Eukaryota; Metazoa; Arthropoda; Insecta; Hymenoptera; Apidae
Gene: Sf3b2
Product: splicing factor 3B subunit 2
Exons: 5
Coding region: 509-2707 (732 amino acids)
Biological process (GO): mRNA splicing, via spliceosome
Cellular component (GO): catalytic step 2 spliceosome; U2 snRNP; U12-type spliceosomal complex
Source: RefSeq, a predicted model, not a curated record